AUGUUACCUGUCCAUCACCAACUCCUGGAGCUUGCUGAAGCACAUAUCCAUCCAGUCGAGUAUGAAGCUGAGCUUCCUCCCUUUCCUGAAGGAUAUAAAGUCAAACAAGACGCUGUGGUUACUGUGUCGCCGUUGGAGGAAACGGUUUUCCACGGCUUCAACGCAGAACACCUUUAUCCAGAUCCUCGUUUAACCAUGGUCUCACAAGCAUCCUGUUCUCAAGUGAAACGGGAAACAGUUGACCCAAAAACAUGUUCCCCCAAAGAGUUUUUGGAAAUGUUCAUCUUUCCAGUGCUGCUGCCCGGAAUGGCUAGCCUGCUUCACCAAGCAAAGAAAGAAAAAUGUUUUGAGAGGAAAAGAACCAAAUUCAUUGCCUGUGAUUUUCUGACUGAAUGGUUAUACAAUCAAAAUCCAAAGAGGACAGGGGAGCCGUUCACAGAAUUCUUCUCCAUUCCAUUUGUGGAAGAGUGGCUGAAACUGCACCCACGGCCGGCAAUCCCACUCUCCCUCCUACUGACAGAAUCGGAAGCAGCACUCUGUAUUCAGUCCUUCUGGAGAGCCUAUCUGGUUCGCUGUGAUCCUGAGAUUCAAGAAUUACGUCAGUGGCAGAAGAAGCUGCGUGAGGACAAGCACAUUCGCCAGCGAGUCAAAAUCUUCUGGGCCAAACAAGAACAAAAAGUGAAAUGCAAAAUGGAGGACGAGGAAGAGGCUGCAGCUAAGACUCCACAACCUUAAUAGCUGUCCAGCAUCUCUCCCACUCUAAGCUCCAAUUACCCAACUGGAGGACAGUGUUCUAGCUAUGCUUCCUGUAUUGUGUUUUCUCUUG
This is a messenger RNA of Cervus elaphus (red deer), 826 nucleotides long. It is a transcript of the gene IQCK, whose product is annotated as IQ motif containing K. NCBI's taxonomy places the organism in Eukaryota, Metazoa, Chordata, Mammalia, Artiodactyla, Cervidae. Gene Ontology annotation, molecular function: protein binding. The transcript has 10 exons. Bases 1 to 735 code for a protein of 244 amino acids. The record is from RefSeq and is a predicted model, not a curated record.